This is a messenger RNA of Eupeodes corollae, 1334 nucleotides long. RefSeq names its product post-GPI attachment to proteins factor 3 (gene PGAP3). Gene Ontology annotation, molecular function: hydrolase activity, acting on ester bonds. The transcript has 7 exons. The record is from RefSeq and is a predicted model, not a curated record. Lineage: Eukaryota; Metazoa; Arthropoda; Insecta; Diptera; Syrphidae. Gene Ontology annotation, cellular component: endoplasmic reticulum membrane. Gene Ontology annotation, biological process: GPI anchor biosynthetic process. Bases 114 to 1109 code for a protein of 331 amino acids.
UCAAUAAUAAACACAACUUCAUAACACAUAUCCCAAGAGAAAAGUUCUUCCCCUUAAACUUUUGUCUUGAAAAAAAAAAUUUAAUUUAGGAAUUAAAUUAUGUAAAAGCAAUAAUGACUCUCUACAGAAAUAUACUCUUUGCAAUAUUCUUUUUAAUUUGCAUUGCUUAUGGUGAUUGUUCGAAUGGUGAUCGAACACAAUUUUUCCGAAACUGCCGACAAAAUUGCGAAAGAAACAACUGCACUGAAGAUGGAAUUUGUAUACAGGAGCAGGCAGUUAGAUUCUAUCAACAAACUAUUUUCGAUGAAAUGUUUCUAUGGAAUUGUGUUGACGAAUGUCAAUAUCAUUGCAUGUGGAAGACUGUUGAUGCGUUUUUAGAUCGAGGAUGGCAAGUUCCACAAUUCUAUGGAAAGUGGCCUUUUGUAAGGUACCUGGGAAUGCAGGAACCAGCUUCAGUUUUAUUUUCCAUCAUGAAUCUAAUCGCACAUUUGAAAGGAAUACGGAGACUGCGAAGAGAAGUUCGUAAGGAUAGUCCUUGCUAUAAACUCUGGCAUAUUUUUACUUUAGUUUCUCUUAAUGGAUGGACAUGGUCGACUAUCUUUCACACAAGAGAUUUUCCUAUCACUGAACUUUUGGACUACACAUUCGCCUAUUCUAUAGUCUUAGUCAUGCUAUACUGCAUGAUUAUUCGAAUGAUUCACAAUCGCUCGAUUAUAAUCCGAGGAAUUGUAACUGCACUAUUUUUGUCGUUCUAUUUGAACUAUUUUGCUUAUCUUAGUGUCGGAAAAUUUAGUUAUUCAUUUAAUAUGGCAACGAAUUUGACAACAGGAGCUUUGUGUGCUUUAGGUUGGUUAUUAUGGUGCUAUUUUGUGCGUCGAAGACGACCAUACUAUCGAAAAAUGGUGCGCUUCCUUAUUUUGUUUGGUGUUUCUAUGAGUUUAGAAUUACUCGACUUUCCACCGAUCUUAUGGACAUUUGAUGCUCAUUCCUUGUGGCAUUUGGCUACAGUUCCACUAAGUGGAUUAUUUUAUAGUUUUAUUAUUGAAGAUUGCCAAAAUCUGCGCAAAGAAAAAAUACUAGAACAAGGUAAAUACAACAAACAAAUAUAAAAUUCCAACAUACCAACAUACCAAAGAUUAAAUAAUUUCAUUCCGACCGACAUCCGACGCUAGUCGUAUAUCUAUCUAACUUCAUACAUAAUACGCUAAAAGAUGUGAUUUACUUUUUACUUUUAAGCCUUUUUUUGGAAAAUUAUGUUAAUCUGCUUUCUCUUGCAAUAUUUUAUUUAUUUUAUUUAAAUAAAAAAGUAUGUUUAUUUACAAAAAAAAAAACAA